Messenger RNA from Macrosteles quadrilineatus (aster leafhopper), 1361 nucleotides. RefSeq lists its product as uncharacterized. The record is from RefSeq and is a predicted model, not a curated record. The coding region runs from base 562 to 1107 and encodes 181 amino acids. Lineage: Eukaryota; Metazoa; Arthropoda; Insecta; Hemiptera; Cicadellidae. The transcript has 3 exons.
UAGUAAGGAAAUUCAAAGUAUGCACUUUGGCGGUUCUCGUGACCAGGUCACCAUGCAUACUGGCGUUAUGUAUUUUAGAACGGCUGAAGCUAAUAAUGAACUGAAAGUACUCUCAUUCUGUUCCCUUUCAGAAUCGUUACGCCAUGAUGCCUCUGCCAUAUGCGCCCAAUUAAACAAAGUUCUGUUCUUAGCUCAUAGAAAGAUUGCAAGUAUCAAUGCCAUUCACUUCCUUAGUGAUAGUCCUACAACGCAGUAUAGGAACAAAACCCUUUUUUCAUUAAUUCAAAAGCAUUUUUCUCAAUUUUGUAGUUCUAUCACAUGGAACUAUUCAGAGUGCGGCCAUGGCAAAGGGGCCCCAGAUGGCAUUGGAGGCACCUUGAAAAGAACUGCCAACAAACUUGUGGCUGAAGGAACUGACAUACCGACAUUCCAAGUGCUUCUUGACUGCUUAAAGGAAAAAUUUAAAGAUUCCAUCAAAUUGUUCCAUGUACUGUAACUACGGCAGAGAUAAAUGAAGUUGAUGAUUUGGUAGAAAAAGAUGUGCCACCAUUUAUUGGAACUAUGAAAGUCCAUCAGGUGUUUUGGACUAAUAGGGACAAGGACAAUCUACAAAUGCGUCGCUUAAGCUGCUUUGAAUGCAAUAGCAAAGACAACUGCAAGCACUACCAUCUGCGUACCUACAAACCAAAAUGUCUAGAACAACAAAAAACUUGUAAGAAUUCAAGAGCAAUGAAAAUCAAUCCAGGAGUACAUCAAGAAGAUCAAACAGCGCAUAGGCUUACCAGAGUGCGCUAUUCUGACAUUUAUUCCUCAGACAGUGAUGAGAAUGACGAGUUGGAUGUGGGUUCAUGGGUCGGUGUUGUGUAUGACACCCAGUGGUACCCAGGAAUCGUAGAGAACAAAGGAGAAAAAAUCACAGUCUCAUUUAUGGCCAGAUCAGGGCAAAAGUUCUUCUGGCCCUCACCACCUGACAUUCAAAUGCUGAAUCCAGCCCACAUAAUGUGCAGGAUCAACAAACCUCCACACCCAGUUUCAAAUCGACACUACGGAUUUGAAAACAUAAAAAAAUAUGAUGAAAUAUUUAAUAAGAUGCUGAAAACCACAUGAAUAUAUUUACUUAUAAAGUCAUCUGUCUAGCUAUGUCAAUAAUAAACCUAGUUCCUGGAAUUCUACUGUUGAAUUUAUUUUAUCAACCCUUCUCGGCCAAACUUUAUCGAUAUCAGAAUUACUUGCAUAUUAUGCUUCGGUGACAUUUUAAAGAAGAAAGUAAUAUUAAUACCUAAUUAAUUUUUGAAAGUCAGCCAGUUUAGGCUUACAAGUGUUCUCUUUCAGAUAUGAAAAUACACAAUAACAUAUUUUUU